Messenger RNA from Rubroshorea leprosula, 973 nucleotides. The record is from the annotation of a GenBank genome assembly. NCBI's taxonomy places the organism in Eukaryota, Viridiplantae, Streptophyta, Magnoliopsida, Malvales, Dipterocarpaceae.
AAAAACAUCUUCUUUGCAGUGGUGCUAGAUCCAACAUAAAAAAUGGAUUAUUUAGAGUACCUAAUGCUAAAGAUGUAUGGUUGUGAACCUGAUGAUGAUGGGCUCCUUUAUGUUGCCAUGAUCAAACGUGAGAUGGGAAUAUUGUUUGAAGAACACAAGAGGUUGAAUUCCUCUACUGGGAAAUCAACUGAUUGCCAAUCAUUUGAUGAACAAGGAAGCAGCUCUACCUCUACAACCAAUAUCCAAAGUGUGGCAGAUCUGAAAAAUAGAGUGCAAACAUCCCAAGUGAGGUUUGAUUACAAGAAGUUUAAAGCUGACAAUGGUAGAAAAGCAGAAAAAACAAAGCUGGAAAAGUACUUGGCAAAGGAUCUUGAGGAUGAGAAUGAAGAUAUUGAUGUUCUUCAAUGGUGGAAGAUGAAUGAGCAUAUAUUUCCAAUGUUAGCAACCAUUGCAAGAGAUGUCUUGGCAGUCCCAAUAUCUAUUGUUGCUUCUGAAUUAGCAUUCAGUAUUGGAGGCCAAGUCCUUGAUGCUUUUCGAUCAUCAUUGACACCAAGAAUGACACAAGCUCUCAUUUGUGCACAAGAUUAGUUGAGAGAUAAGACUACUUCUGAUAUGGAGGAAGAGGAUUUAGACAAAUUGGAUAGUUUAGAGAAAGUUUUCUUUUGAAUAGACAAGCAUUCUUUUGGACAGUUUCUCUUUUUGGACAGUUUCAAAGUUGUUGGGAGAUGGCAAUUGGAACAUAACAUGCAACUUGUGUUAAGGAAGAAUGGUGAUUUUCUGAACUUAAAUCACUUGGUAGUUAGUAUCAAUAGUAGAUUGGUUUAGCUAAUGUUUAUAUUACAACUUAGGUUUGUUACUUUGUUACUACUCUAAUUUGUCUUAGUGUUUAAAGAGUAGAGUUUGUAUUUUAGUAAUAGCUUAUGAUAAUGUGAUACAAUGUAAGUACUUGAGGAAAUAUAUGAUAUUUUUAAUU